Molecule: messenger RNA, 810 nt
Organism: Capsicum annuum
Lineage: Eukaryota; Viridiplantae; Streptophyta; Magnoliopsida; Solanales; Solanaceae
Product: putative late blight resistance protein homolog R1B-23
Exons: 2
Coding region: 192-551 (119 amino acids)
Biological process (GO): protein folding
Molecular function (GO): alpha-tubulin binding
Source: RefSeq, a predicted model, not a curated record
CUCUCAACAAUCUUGUCCAUCUGCAGCAACUUGAAACAUUGAGUCUUACAUAUCGUUUUGGAGGAUUUUGGCCAGCAAGUGCAAAAGCUUUUCCAGCAACGCUCAAGAAGCUGAAGUUAGAAAGUACUUAUCUAAGUUGGUCGUACUUGGACAUCAUAGCUGAAUUGCCUAACCUUGAGGUGCUGAAGCUGAUGUAUGGUGCUUGUGAUGGCGAAGAAUGGCGUCCAACGGUUAUGGGAUUUAAUCGAUUGAAGCUUUUGUUAAUUGAACGUAAUGAUCUCAAGUACUGGAAAUCCACAGAUGACAAUUUUCCUGUCCUUGAGCGCCUUGUGCUUAGAUGUUGCUAUUAUUUAGAUAAGAUACCCAUUAAGUUUGCAGAAAUCCACACACUACAACUGAUUGAGUUAAGAAACUGUCCUCCCAAACUUGGGGAUUCUGCUGCAAGAAUUCAACAAGAACAAGAAGAGCUCGGAAACAACCCCGUGGAUGUUCGUAUCUCCAAUCCAUUCGAGAAGAUAGAUUCAGAAGAAUAUUUUUGGUGUACGGAUUGAACUCUUGGGAUUUCAUUUCGGUUCCUUUGUCGCAAAUUACCACUAAAUUAGCGGUUUCAAGCAAUGUGUGGCUUCCAAGGAGAUGUGAUAGCUUUUGUAUUGUAACAUAUUUUUGAGUUGAUAGAAUUAUUAGUAAUAUUACUCAGUUGGGCAUUACUAAAUUUUUUAGUUCAUGAGCUCACAGUGUAAAUACGAUUGCACACUCAUUUUAGUUAGUAACGUUAUUUAUUAAAUGAAUGGAAAUGUGCAUUUAUAUGGU